Messenger RNA from Porites lobata, 535 nucleotides. NCBI's taxonomy places the organism in Eukaryota, Metazoa, Cnidaria, Anthozoa, Scleractinia, Poritidae. The record is from the annotation of a GenBank genome assembly.
AUGGUACCAAUGGUACGCAGUGUUGUUUGUUUAUUUCACUCAUGAAUGUUAUGUGUUUUGAGAUGUUUUUAAGCCUCCUCCAUUAUAGUUUAAACUGCAAAAAUUUAGAUUUAGACCUUGUGGAACUGACACUGAAUUUUAGGAGCGAUUUAAGACAAGAAUGGUCUUAACCUUUUCCACACAGGAAAAAGCACGUGUAAUGAAGCGACAGAAGCUACCGGCUACAAACGCUCAAACGCAAGUCGUGGAGAUUACAGACGAAGCAGAUCAAGAAGCCGGUGCAGCUAAGAAGAAUACGGAAGAUGUCAUUCUUUUACCGAGGGAAAUCGCUUCAAAAGUUUCGAGAUGGCUCCUCACAAAAGGGGUUUCCCAAACAUUCUUUGCUAAAAGGGUAGUGAAUAGGUCCCAAGGUUCUUUCUCAGACUACAUCACAAAAGCGCCAAACGAGCUGCCAAAAACACAUGGCCGGGCAAUAUGGGUAACCUUGAACGCUUUUUCUAAACGACCCCAAACAGCAAGCCGCAUUGAUCGAUGA